ACAAAAGGAAGCCAUGUUGUUUUUCUAGGAAUAGCGUCCUUGCCUGCUCGCCAUAACAUUAGUGAAAUUUAGAUCUGGUUUGUGAAUUAGUUGUAAGUUACGCGGUUUUAACAGUGUGAAUGCAGUUUUUUUAGCUUUGCUUUCGAGUGUGUGACGGUUGUAGUCCUAUAAUUCGUUGAUUAUUGAUUAAUUACGGAAAUGGGACCUGCUCGAGGUCGUGGAAGGGGCCGUGGUAAUAGAAUGCCACCCCCGCCUCCUCUCAUGGCUCGUAACAACAUGAUGCCGCCCCUCAGAUCUCCACCCCUCAUGCCUCCAAGGAUGCGACAUCCGCCACCUCCAGGAAUGAGAGGACCGCCCUUUGCUCCUCCACAUCCACCUCAUCCUCCUAGACGUCCGCCUCCUCCCGGGUUUAGAGGAAUACCUCCUAGACCUCCUAGGUUGCCUCCAGGUCCUCUUCCUCCACCUUCAGCUAGAAGAUUUCCUCCCAGACCCAUGUUUCCUGGCCCCCAUGGACCCCCACUAUUACCUCUACCUCCUGGUCCCCCCAUGAUGGAUGGACCUCAUGCUCGUUUGAGAAGACCCCCAGGACCCCCUGGCGGACCUCCGUUCAUGCCUUUCGGACCAAUGGACCCGAUGAUGAAAAAAUGGAACGUCAAUAAUCAAAUGAACUCACAACCAGCAACCAAGGAUAAUUAUUGUGUGACCUGCGAGCGUGGAUUUAAGACGGAGGAGGAGUUAGCGACGCACUGCGCCGGUCACGUGACGUGUGGCGUUGACGGCUGUCAGCUGACAGCUGAUCAGAAGGUCAUUGACAAUCACUACAACCUGCAGCACAAGACUGGUCUGUUCAAACGGCUCGCCCUGGAGCCCGCCGAUGUGCAAAAGUGGAUUGAGGAGAGGAAGAGGAGAUUCCCCACCAAAAAGAAUGUACAGGAGAAUAAAGAGCGAUUGGAAGAAAUGGAGAAGAGAGGAGAGAGACUACAUAAGGAGAAUGGCAGAUUUGGCAAGAGAAAAGGAGGGAAUCAAGCCGAUGAUCAGCCAGCCAAGAUUCGGAAAGUGGAACCGAAUAAGCCGAAACAAAAACUUAUGAUGACGGUUUUGAAAGAUGAGUCCGAACGAGAGUUCUCUUGGAGAGGAGAUUUGCCUCAUUUUGCGGGAACUGCACUCUACCCUCCAGCAGAAGACGAGAUGAAUAAAGAUGAGAUGGAGAGGAGGAUCCUUCAAAUGUCCAAACAGAAAUGGAGAACAACGAUUUCAGUGAUGAGGAAUGGGAAGGAGAUACCUCUCUAGACCAGAGCAAUACUGCCAACAUAGCUGCUCUGCCCAAUGCACUCUUGUCGAUCAGCGGCUACGAUUCUGGGUCUGAAUCUGAGGCGGAAGCAGAUGUUUCAGUUACCAAACCUAUUGAACCAGUUAUCAAGCCUAAGGAAACAGUUGAACCUGUGAUGGCUGUUACUGAACGUGUGUUACCAGUUACUAAAUCUGCCGGAUCAGUUACCAAACCAAAGGAAACAGUUACUAAAUCUGUCGAAUCAGUUCCUAAUCAUGUGGUAUCUGUUACCGAACCUGUUACUAAAUCUGUCGAAUCAGUUACUAAAUCUAUUGGAACAGAUACUGAACGUGUGAAAUCAGUUACUGAAACCGAAGAACUAGUUGCUGACCAGUCAGAAAAUUGUGAAAUUGUGAAAUUCAAUUUCACAAUUGAAACGAAUGAUGACGAUGACGAUGAUGAUGAUGAACCGCCUGAGGAAGUGAAAAUUCGGAAGACACCUGAUCCUAGUUUUGCAGAAAAAGUUACCGAGAAAGUUGAAGUAACAGCUGUGCUUAAUGGGGCGGUGUUGACUAAUGGUAACAGUGAACAUAGAGAGGUAAUGAGUAAUGGAAAGUUGGAAUAUUCUGAUGAUAAACCGGAAGAAAAUUCAAAACAAGUCAAAAAUCCCAGAAAACCUGAUAUGAAACCUGUGACUAGAACAACAGCUAUAUCAAGACGAAGGGCGACUCUUCUUGAGAAGCUUCUGGAACCAGACAUUCGACACGAAAGGAAUGUUAUUCUGCAGUGCGUGCGGUAUGUGGUUGAGAAUAAAUUUUUCGAAAAACACA
This is a messenger RNA of Nilaparvata lugens (brown planthopper), 2100 nucleotides long. Its product is annotated as nuclear fragile X mental retardation-interacting protein 1. The transcript has 7 exons. NCBI's taxonomy places the organism in Eukaryota, Metazoa, Arthropoda, Insecta, Hemiptera, Delphacidae. The coding region runs from base 199 to 1290 and encodes 363 amino acids. Gene Ontology annotation, biological process: box C/D snoRNP assembly. The record is from RefSeq and is a predicted model, not a curated record. Gene Ontology annotation, cellular component: nucleus. Gene Ontology annotation, molecular function: RNA binding.